This is a messenger RNA of Carassius auratus (goldfish), 1394 nucleotides long. RefSeq names its product mitochondrial ribosomal protein L44 (gene mrpl44). Lineage: Eukaryota; Metazoa; Chordata; Actinopteri; Cypriniformes; Cyprinidae. Gene Ontology annotation, cellular component: microprocessor complex; nucleus; mitochondrial large ribosomal subunit. The transcript has 5 exons. The coding region runs from base 1 to 999 and encodes 332 amino acids. Gene Ontology annotation, molecular function: double-stranded RNA binding; ribonuclease III activity. The record is from RefSeq and is a predicted model, not a curated record. Gene Ontology annotation, biological process: RNA processing; mitochondrial translational elongation.
AUGGCGGCGUGCAGGGCGCUCGUGAGUCGCGCUGUAUUACCUCUGCAUUUCCAUAAUGUUUGCAGAGGAGUUAUGCUCACACAUAUCAGAGAGAAGAAGAGAUGGAUGAAGGCUUACACGCUCAUCAUGGAGAGGAAGAGAAAGAUGGAGGGACCUCCACCUCCAAAGCAGCGCUCCCAGCAGCCAAACUUUGAUUAUAAUGCUGAAGUGGAGGCUUUCAGCGCCCGACUGCAGGAGAGUUUCUCUAUGGAGCUUCUGAAGACGGCGUUUGUGAACACGUGUUACCUGCGAUCUGAGGAGGAGAGGAGACUAGCACUGGGCCUUGAUUUAGAGACGACCGCCCUCAACCUGAAAGACAACGGCGAGCUGUGUGUGCACGGUCAACAGUUCACAAAGGGUUUCCUCAAUGACUGGUGCAGGGGCAGCUUUCCCAGCCUCCCAGAGGAGGGUGUGGCAGCCGUCGUAGGCCACCUGACAGGGUCGGAGGUCAUGUGUCACGUCGCACGGAACCUCGCAUUGGAGGAUUUGACGAUGAGUGCAGAGUUUCCUGUUCCAGAUGAAACCCUGCAAGGAACAUUCUUCGCUGUGAUUGGUGCUCUGGAGCAGAGCAGCGGUCCUGUGCGAGCCGGGCUUUUCAUUAGAGAUUUCCUGGUGAGUCAACUAAUAGGGAAAGAUCUGUUUGACAUGUGGAAAGUGGUUGAUCCCAUGGGGCUGCUGGUUAAAGAACUGACCCGUAAAGGUAUAGGUCUACCCGAGCCCCGUCUCAUCCGGUCUGCUGGCGCCAGUACUGUCCUCCCUCUCUAUUUCAUCGGGCUUUACAGUGAGUGUAAGCUGCUGGCUCAGGGUCCAGGCGAGACUGUCCUAGCAGCCGAAGAGGAGGCAGCGCGCGUGGCUCUGAGGAAACUGUACGGCUUCACUGAGAACCGCAGACCGUGGGACUUCACUGCCCCCGGCGAGAAGCUUCAGAAGCCCAGCGUGCAGGCUCUCACCAGCGGAUAACUGACAGACUUCAGAGCUCAAUGUGAUGUACUGUGGCUUGAAGAGCAGAUUCCAGUGGGACACUUUUUGAACAGCCAAAAUAUGUACAUAUUCAUUAUCAUCUGCUUAUUUACGUUGAAAUUUGAUUUCAAUUGCUGAAAUGUGUCUGUCGGGUCACUUGAGUCCAAUUUAAUAUCCCUGAAAUAAGACUGAAACUCUUUAUGUACCAGUUACUAUGAUAAUUAAAAACAUCAUAUACAUCUAUCUGCAUGUGCACGCUCUUUAGAUAUUAUUUCAUUUAUUUCUGCAUAUUGAUGAUGUGUAUAAAUGGUAAGCUUCGUUGCUUAUCAAAGUUCUGAACACAAUGUUCCAUUUGAAGUGUUCCGUCUGAAUAGAACUUUUUGUGUUGUCAUGGA